Messenger RNA from Bombina bombina (fire-bellied toad), 1495 nucleotides. RefSeq names its product uridylate-specific endoribonuclease D. The record is from RefSeq and is a predicted model, not a curated record. The coding region runs from base 28 to 942 and encodes 304 amino acids. The transcript is spliced from 8 exons. NCBI's taxonomy places the organism in Eukaryota, Metazoa, Chordata, Amphibia, Anura, Bombinatoridae. Gene Ontology annotation, molecular function: RNA endonuclease activity.
UGCAGAAGUAUCAGCCGAGACAUCAUCAUGAAGGGAACUAUUAUUCUAUUCUGUAUUUUACCCUGUGUGAUCUGCGGAACUCACUUGCCUGAACCAAGAAGAAGUUCACUCUUUGCUGUUACAAAUGCGGAAAUUCAGGGCAUCUCUCAGCAGUUGAAUGCAGCAGAUGUAAACAAAGCUGAGCCUGGUGAUAUUACCAUAAAUCUGCAGUAUAAGGUUAAUAGUAACCAGACUGGUGCAGGAACAGAUUAUGCCAGUCAAAAGCUGUUCAGCUAUGUGAAUGAAACCAAACUGUUUUCUCUCCCCACCUACUCACGCUUCUUAGCUCUGCUUGAUAAUUAUGUUAAAGGUACAGGAACACUGGAGAUAGUAAAUAGCACUGAGGUAGAGGAACAAACUGCUUUCAUUGAUGAGAUCUUCAAGACCUCUAUCUUCAGCAUCUUGUCUAACUUCCUUAUUGCCAAGGGUUAUUACACAUCAGUGGAAAGCUUUAAGGAUGACCUAAAGGAGAUGUGGUUCGGCCUGUACACUCGCAGCAAGGGUCCAUUAGAUUCUUCCGGAUUUGAACAUGUUUUCACUGGUGAAAUCCAACGUAAGAAGGUAUCUGGAUUCCAUAAUUGGGUACAGUUGUAUCUACAGGAGAAAUCUGGUCAAGUCAACUAUCUGAGUUAUAGUGUCAAUAAAACUAGGGACAACUUUCCUGGGGUGCUGGCAUUCCAGUACAAAUGGUCUUCCUACUUGAAGAAUCUUGGCUCUUUCUUUAUUGGAUCCAGUCCAGAGUUUGAUGUUGCUAUAUACACCCUGUGUUAUAUAACUCGCCGAGACAAAGGGUGUCCUGUCAGGUUGGGAAGCAUCUCUCUUCAAAUUCAAACUCAUAGCUGGACCAACUCCUUUUAUGGAAAUGGAAAAAGAUAUUUGGCAUCUUCAUACCCAAAGAUUUAAAGCAUUCAUGCUCCUUUGAAAAGUCUGUACGGUGGAGAAGUUAAUGCAGUUGCAAUAUCCGAAGUCCUGAAGUUAGCGUUCAUCGUACUUUCGCUCUUGUCCUUUUUGACUUUCAACUUGUAAUAUGUGCACGAACUAGGCGGCGUUAAAAUUGUAGUUUGAGCACAGUUAGCCUACAAGUGAAAAAGUUAGCAGCUACUUGUAAUCUUUCCAUAUAUCUAAUUAUAUGAUUUUUUAUAUUUAAGUAACUAAAAUAAGUUAGAAUAUAGUUGUUGAAGUUUAAACAGAGGAUGUAGAAAGAUGUAUUAUAAAAAUUUCUGCACUCACGAAAUUCCACUCACUAGAUUGAUUUUAAAUUCUUUUGCUUUAGGCACUCUAGGAAACAACCUCUUUCUCGUUUAGAUACACAGCACUUUAUGAGAAACAAAAAUGCAUAGACAAAUUCUGAUACAAUAUACUGCUCAUAGUUUUAUAUCCUUUCUUCCAAAUACACAUAUUUAAAUGUUGUACCAGCUCAUUGUGUUUCUGCUGAAUAAAGUCUUCUUCAUGAGAA